GUUUGGGCACCCCUGUCGAGGACGUUCAAAAGCGAUGGAUUCAGUACUUCUGCACGGAGAAGCCGAAGGUUAUAUUCAGAGUCUGGAGAAGAUGGCGAUGCGCGAGAUGGGAAGCCCAAGGUGGUUUCGCCAACAUGAGUACAUUGAGAAGCUGAAUAUGCAAGCUAUUCUGAAUGCCAGUGCCAAUCAGGAGGAAUUCAUAAAAGACCUGUUCGUUUCUCUUGGAAAGAUACCCACACUGGUGCAUGCAAUGAUACUUACAGAAGUCUGGAAACAUAAAGUGUUUCCCAUAAUUGGCAAACUCCAGGACUUUAAGCCGAAGAGCACAUUUCUUCUCUACAUGGUGAUUCACCAUGAAGCUACCAUCAUAAACCUGCUGGAAACAAUUAUGUACCACAAGGAGUCCAGCGAGGCUGCUGGUGAUAGUGUACUUGAUUUACUGGAUUACUGUCAUCGCAAACUCACACUGCUGGCGGGACGCUCAGUUUCUGGACAGAUCCCAACGGAGGACCGAAUUACACACGCGCAGCUGUCAGACACGGCAUCUGUACAGGAUCUGCAAAGACAAAGUGACAUGUUAGAGUUUGAAAUCUCUGUCAAGGCUCUGUCAGUAUUGUGCUACAUCACCGAUCACAUUGAGAGUUUGAGUUUGAGUGUGCUCUCGAGGAUGCUGUGCACUCAUAAUAUGCCCUGUGUGCUGGUACAAUUGGUGGAAAAUUGCCCCUGGAACAGAGGAACACUGGAGAAAUACACAGAGGGGAAGUGGAGAACCGUCCGGCCUGAAGAUCAGCUAAAGCUGAGUAAACAUGACGGCCAGGUGUGGAUGACUUUACUGAACCUGCUACUCAAACCAGACUGCCAAAGGAAAUAUGAUUUCAAUAGCUUUAACAAAACACAGCUCUUAAAGCUUCGUGGGUUUUUGACAGACGUUGUUAUAGAUCAGUUACCGAAUCUACUUGAUCUCAGGCAUUUUCUCAGUCAACUUACUGUCACAGAUCCAGCGGCCCCUAAAAAAGAUCUCAUCUUGGAGCAGGUGCCAGAGAUAUGGAAUAAUAUUGUAACGGAGAACAGCAGCAAGUGGAAAGCCAUUGCUAAAUACCAAGUGACACAUGUUUUCAACCCCUCUGAAAGUGAAUUAAGAGAGCAAGCUAGCAGGUUGGCUCAAACAUAUAAUCUAGAUGUGCUGGAGAAUCUAAUCCCAGACAAACCCAAGUGUGGAGCCUGUGGAAGAGUGGGUGCAAAACGCUGCUCCCGCUGUCAGGGAGAGUGGUAUUGCAACAGAGAGUGUCAGGUGAAACACUGGCCCAAGCACAAGCCUGCAUGCAAACUCAUGGAAGAGGCCAUAGAAAAGCUUCAGGAGGAACUGAACAUCAGCAGCUGAUAAAUGAAAGGGCUGGAGAGAGUCAUGCUGUGGGGCUCAGAGUCCACUAUGAACUGUUCAAUUCAAUGGACAACGAUGGAAAAAGACAAAUGAUACAACUGUUCCUGACUGUUUCUUUCUUGAGCUGUUUGUAUAUUGAGUUUGAAGAAAGUAGAUCAUUCUUUGAUAGAAAGCUUUCAUAUAUUCAUAUUCUUUCUAAGUGUAUGUUUAUAAACAUGUUUACA
Molecule: messenger RNA, 1605 nt
Organism: Sinocyclocheilus grahami
Lineage: Eukaryota; Metazoa; Chordata; Actinopteri; Cypriniformes; Cyprinidae
Product: zinc finger, MYND-type containing 10
Exons: 13
Coding region: 35-1381 (448 amino acids)
Biological process (GO): inner dynein arm assembly; motile cilium assembly; outer dynein arm assembly
Cellular component (GO): cytoplasm; centriolar satellite
Source: RefSeq, a predicted model, not a curated record